Beta vulgaris subsp. vulgaris (sugar beet) is the source of this 2769-nucleotide messenger RNA. RefSeq names its product factor of DNA methylation 4. Bases 673 to 2541 code for a protein of 622 amino acids. The transcript is spliced from 7 exons. Lineage: Eukaryota; Viridiplantae; Streptophyta; Magnoliopsida; Caryophyllales; Amaranthaceae. The record is from RefSeq and is a predicted model, not a curated record. Gene Ontology annotation, biological process: gene silencing by siRNA-directed DNA methylation.
GACGAAGAAGAAUACUAACUUGUGACCUAUCGUCCACAAUACCUCAAUUUAAACCACUAAGCCGAGACAUCUUGGUUAUUGAGUAAUGAUUUAUCCAUUUGUAAAUGGUAAUAUCCGAGGGGAGUAUGUGGGUUCUACAUACACACGGCACACUUUUCAUUGACCCCUCAAAUUUACCAUUUUCUGCAAAAUAGUGUCUUUCUUUCUCUUCCUCCCGCUCAAACUUCCCCUGUUCCAUUCCACUUCUGAUCACUCCCCAGUCCCCCUCCUCAUCUUCCUUACUCUCACACUUUCUUCUCCCACUAUCUUUUCUCUAUUUCUCUCUCCUCUCUUCCACCAAAAAAAUCAAAACAACAGUACUACCGAAAUGUUUCACAUUGUAUUUGCCUCACUAGUUUGAUACAAUGUUCUUACUUCCUCUACUUUGAUCACUCCAAAAUUUCCGAUUUUCUCCCAAAAAAAAAACUCACUAGGGUUUUUCUCCGCCUUUGGUUUCCGGUAAAACCCAGUUGGUAAAAUUUUUAAACUCUGAUAAAGUUCUCAUUUUUUAACCAGGGUUUUGUGGGGGUUUAGUUUUCCCUACAUUUUGAUUAUUUUUGUUAUUGUUGGUUUUCCAGUUUGAAGGUUGACGCUAAUACUUGACAGAGGGUUGAGUUGGUGUCAUUUCCAAAAAUGAAACAUUCUAACUACGAUAUAAGUGAAUCAGAACUGGAUGAUUAUGUAGUUGAUGUGUAUGAGCGGUUGAAGGAUCGAGUAUAUAAAGUUAGGGUAUCAACAAACAGAUUUAGGUGUCCAUUUUGUGGGGAGAGGGAAAGAAAGGAUUAUUUGUUUGAUGAUAUUGUGCAACAUGCUAGGAGAGUGGGAAAAGGCUCUAGGAGAGAUGGUCUGAAGCUAAAGGGGAAGCAUAUUGCACUUGAGAAGUUCUUGCUUAAGUACUACAGUCCAAGAGUAUCAUCAGGACCUUCUAGACAAAGCAUUUCACAGGUUAAUCGCAAUGACGAUGAGAAAUUUGUCUGGCCAUGGAAAGGCAUUGUGGCUAACAUUCCUGUUGAACUUAAGGAUGGAAGAUAUGUUGGGGAUAGUGGAAGUAAGUUGAGAGAUGAACUUGCAAGGAAAGGUUUUAACCCUUUGAAAGUAAGACCUUUGUGGAGUCCUAAAGGCCACUCUGGAUUUGCUAUUGUGGAUUUCAAUAAGGAUAUUCUGGGAUUUGACAAUGCAAGAUCAUUUGAAAAGGACUUUGAGUUAAGUCACUGUGGUAAAAAAGAGUUUAAUACAACAAGGUCUCGUGGAGAUAAACUCUUUGGAUGGAUGGCAAGGGAGGAUGACUAUAACUCUAGUGGUCUUAUUGGGAAGCAUCUGCGUGACAAUGGGGAUCUCAAGACAUUGGCUGAUAUUGAAUCUGAGGAUAAGAGGAAGGAUCAAAGCUUAGUUUCAAAUCUCGCUCAGACCCUUGUAGGAAAGGAUAAGCAAGAAAAAGAACUGCAAAACAAGCUCAGGGAGACAUGUGCUUCUUUAGAGAAGGUGAUGAAGGAAACAGAUAAAAUGACAGAGGCUUACAAUGCAGAGAUGGAAAGGAUGAGACGAGAGACAGUUAAAGUUAAGGAGAAGAUAUUGAUCGAUCAUGAGAACUUCAAGCGAGAUCUUAAAUCUCAAGAGGAGAAGCUGAAGAGACAUGAAAAUUUGUUGGAAGAAAGGGAAGCCGAUUAUGACAACAAAAUAGUCAAGCUUCGUCGACAGAGGAAACUGAAUGAGUUGGCAAGACAGGAACAAAAGCGAUCAGAACAGAAAGUAGUAAGACUUGUGGAGGAGCACGAGAGAGAAAAGGAGGCACUCCACCAGAAAAUUAUUGAUCUGGAAAAGCAGAUUGAUAAGAGGCAAGCAUUAGAGUUGCAGAUAGAGCAAUUGAAAGGUGCUGCUCAUGUUACGGAACAUAUGGGAAGGGAUGCUGAAACCCGGGAAAAGAUGGAAAAAAUCAAUAAGGAGCUAAAGGAAACAGAAGAUGAACUUGAGGAUAUCGAGGCUCUAACACAGGCUCUGAUUGUUAAGGAGAGGAAGUGCAAUGAUGAGCUGCAGGAUGCACGCAAGGAGAUGAUAUCUGGGUUGAGAGAAAGGAAAGCUGUUCGUUCUAACAUUGGGGUAAAACUAAUGGGUCUUCUUGAUGAGAAAACUAUCGGAAAUAUAGCCAAAGGAAAGUACACGAAAAAAGAAGCGCCUAUUAAAGCCAAAGAGCUGCUUUCUUUGUGCAGAGAAUACAUUGAAGAUCCCGAAUGGCAUCCCUUCAAAGUUAUUACUGAGAGUGGAGUAAACAAGGAGGUUAUAAAUGAAGAGGAUGAAAGAUUGAAAGAUUUAAGGAACGAACAAGGCGAGGAGGUUUGGCGGACUGUUACCACUGUGAUGAGCGAGCUGAAUGAAUACAAUCCUAGUGGUCUUUAUCCCGUACCAGAGCUUUGGAACUUUAAGGACGACAAAAAGGCAAGAUUGGGUGAAGCUGCAGAGUACAUAGUGAACCUAUGGAGAUCACACAAGAAGAAGAAAAUCUGACUUGCCAAUGGAUCUGAGUGUUUUUUGAGGAAACUUACAUGGUAUUUACUACUUCAGAUAACAACUUUAAAUGAUAUACUCGUAAAUGAUAGUACUGUUUGUCUCUAGUAUAUACUUUCUUGGGUGCAAACUCAUGGCUACAUUUUCUGUGAUUUGCUUCAAAUGUGUGGAAUUAUCAUGAAACUAUUUUGCGAGUAUUGACUGGCACUUGAUAUUUAAAGAACAUAA